Molecule: messenger RNA, 4362 nt
Organism: Opisthocomus hoazin
Lineage: Eukaryota; Metazoa; Chordata; Aves; Opisthocomiformes; Opisthocomidae
Source: RefSeq, a predicted model, not a curated record
AAAAUCCCACUCAGGCAGGCAGAAGUCCUGAAGGCUGACAUGACAGAUUCGAAGCUGGGUCCAGCAGAAGUCUGGACGUCCAGGCAGGCUCUACAGGACUUAUAUCAGAAAAUGCUAGUGACCGAUUUGGAAUAUGCUUUAGAUAAAAAAGUGGAGCAGGACCUUUGGAAUCAUGCCUUUAAAAAUCAGAUCACAACACUACAGGGUCAGGCGAAAAACAGAGCAAAUCCAAAUCGGAGCGAAGUUCAGGCGAACCUUUCUCUGUUCUUAGAGGCAGCUAGUGGCUUCUACACACAGUUAUUACAGGAAUUGUGCACAGUUUUUAAUGUAGACUUGCCAUGUCGUGUAAAGUCUUCCCAGCUGGGAAUCAUUAGCAAUAAACAGACGCACACCAGCGCCAUAGUGAAGCCGCAGUCUAGCUCCUGCUCUUACAUCUGCCAGCACUGCCUUGUCCACCUUGGAGAUAUUGCUCGCUAUAGGAAUCAGACCAGCCAGGCAGAGUCUUACUACAGACAUGCAGCUCAGCUUGUCCCUUCCAAUGGUCAGCCUUAUAAUCAGUUGGCUAUUCUAGCUUCCUCCAAAGGAGACCACUUGACCACAAUUUUCUACUACUGCAGAAGCAUUGCUGUGAAGUUUCCUUUCCCAGCUGCCUCCACUAACCUACAAAAAGCACUUUCUAAAGCACUGGAAAGUCGUGAUGAGGUGAAGACUCGAUGGAGCGUGUCUGACUUCAUCAAGGCAUUUAUUAAAUUCCAUGGCCAUGUGUACCUGAGUAAGAGCUUGGAGAAGCUGAGCCCUCUUCGAGAAAAGCUGGAAGAACAGUUCAAGAGGUUGUUAUUCCAAAAGGCCUUCAAUUCUCAGCAGUUAGUACAUAUUACUGUCAUCAAUCUGUUUCAACUACAUCACCUGCGAGACUUCAGCAACGAAACGGAGCAACACAGCUACAGCCAGGAUGAGCAGCUCUGCUGGACACAGUUACUAGCUCUCUUCAUGUCCUUUCUUGGAGUUCUGUGCAAGUGUCCUUUACAAAAUGACUACCAGGAGGACUCUGGGGCCGCAUAUCCUCUUCCGGCUGUGAAGGUUUCAAUGGACUGGCUGAAGCUAAGGCCCAGUGUUUUCCAGGAGGCAGUGGUCGAUGAAAGACGGUACAUAUGGCCCUGGCUGAUUUCUCUUCUGAACAGCUUCCAGCCUCAUGAAGAAGACCUGUCCAGUAAUAAUGCAACCCCCCUUCCAGAAGAAUUUGAGUUGCAAGGAUUCUUGGCGCUGAGGCCCUCGUUCAGGAACUUGGAUUUUUCCAAAGGCCACCAGGCAAUUACAGGAGAUAAGGAAGGGCAGCAACGCCGGAUACGGCAACAGCGUCUGAUCUUCACAGGCAAAUGGAUUGCUGAUAACCAGCCAAGGUUGAUUCAGUGUGAAAACGAGGUAGGAAAGCUGUUGUUUUUGACGGAAAUCCCGGAAUUACUACUAGAAGACCCUAGUGAAGCCAAAGAGAGCCUGGCCUUGCAGGAAACGUCUAUCGCAGAGCCGCUAUCUACAGAUGGGAGCCCUGGACUCAAAUCAGUUCUGUCCUCUGGCAGAAGCCUGAACAACAACUGUGAUGCAGGAGAAAAACCGAUGGUCACGUUCAAAGAGAACAUCAAGCCACGGGAAAUUAACAGAGAGCAAGGGCGAGUCUAUCCCCCUAAAGAAGUAGGCAGGGAAAGACGGGACUGUAGCAAAGGAAUAGUAGCCAGCAAGAAUGAUGCAAAGAAGGAUAACAAUAAAAGAAAGAACGAGACCAAGAAAUGCGGCUUGGAAAAGAUGCAGGAAGCAGGAAAGCAGAACGUGGCAGUUCAGGUGAAAUCCCAGACGGAGAUGAGGAAGACUCCGGUGUCUGAAGCCAGGAAAACACCUGUAACUCAGACUCCAAGUCAGGCCAGCAGUUCUCAGUUCAUCCCCAUUCAUCACCCAGGAGCCUUCCCGCCCCUUCCUAGCCGGCCAGGGUUUCCACCUCCAACCUAUGUUGUCCCCCCUCCUGUGGCUUUCUCCAUGAGCACAGGGUACACCUUCCCAGGUGGUGUUUCCGUCCCAGGAACCUUCCUCCAGCCCACAGCUCACUCGCCUGCAGGAAACCAGGUGCAAGGUGGGAAACAGUCCCACAUUCCUUACAGCCAGCAACGGCCCUCCGGACCAGGGCCAAUGACCCAGGGACCUCAGCAGACACCACCUCCUUCCCAACAACCCCUCUCAUCUCUACCAGCUCAGGCAACAGCACAGUCCGCAAGCCAGUUACAGGUCCAAGCUCUGGCCCAGCAACAGCAGCAACAGUCCCCUACAAAAGCUGUGCAGGGCCUGGGGAAGAGCCCGCCACACCACUCUGGAUUCCAGCAGUAUCCACAGACAGACUCAUCAAAGCAGCUCUGGAACCCGCCUCAAGUCCAAGGCUCACUGGGGAAGAUCAUGCCCGUAAAGCAGCCCUAUUACCUGCAGGCCCAGGACCCUCUAAAACUCUUUGAACAGUCAUUACAGCCUCCCGUGAUGCAACAGCAACCUCUGGAGAAAAAAAUGAAGCCUUUCCCAAUGGAGCCAUAUAACCAGAACCCCUCAGAAGUCAAGGUGCCAGAAUACUACUGGGACUCUUCCUAUGGCAUGGCUGACAACAGGGUGAUGGCACAGCAGUCGAACAUGGACCGCAGGGGAAAACGGCAAGGAGUCUUCCGCCCAGAGCAGGAUGCUGUCUCCAGGAUGACCUUUGAGGACCCCAAGAGCUCCCCUCUGCUUCCUCCGGACCUGUUAAAGAGUCUGGCUGCCUUGGAGGAGGAGGAAGAGCUGAUUUUCUCUAAUCCUCCUGAUCUUUACCCAGCUCUGCUGGGGCCUCUCGCCUCUCUUCCUGGACGAAGCCUCUUUAAGUCCCUGCUGGAAAAACCAUCAGAACUGAUGUCUCAGUCGUCAUCUUUCCUGUCCCUCAGUGGCUUUUCUCUUAAUCAGGAAAGAUAUCCAAACAACAGCAUGUUCAAUGAGGUGUAUGGGAAAAACAUGAAUACCAGCACAAAACCAGAAGUCACCCCUUCAGUUGCCCAUCAGGAGACUUCACUAUAUUCUCUCUUUGAAGGGACUCCGUGGUCUCCAUCGCUUCCAGCCAGCUCAGAUCAUUCGACACCAGCCAGCCAGUCUCCUCACUCCUCCAACCCCAGCAGCUUGCCAAGCUCCCCUCCAACCCAUAACCACAAUUCCGUUCCCUUCUCCAACUUCGGACCCAUUGGGACUCCAGACAACAGAGACAGGAGAGUUGCGGACCGCUGGAAAACAGAUAAGCCAGCAAUGGGGGGGUUCGGUCUGGACUAUCUCCCAGCGACGUCGUCGUCUUCGGAGAGCAGCUGGCACCAGUCCAGUGCUCCCAGUGGCACCUGGGCAGCCCAAGGCCCCGCUGCUAUGGAGGACUCCUCAGCUGUGCUUAUGGAGAGCCUGAAGUCCAUCUGGUCCAGUUCCAUGAUGCACCCUGGACCCUCAGCCCUGGAGCAGCUGUUGAUGCAGCAGAAGCAGAAGCAACAGCGCGGACAAGGCACCAUGAACCCGCCGCAUUGAGGAAGAGGUGGCGACCCUUGCAAGCGAAGGCUCCAUAAACCAUGGCAUGUUGGGUUUGCAGGACUGGCCCACACAGUCCUGUGCAGGUGGCAGCCCUCUCUUCUGUUCCUUGCUGUCAGGAGGGCGUAAGUGCUCCACCAACCCACUGAGUGUGCACAAAACGUCUGCAGUGCGAGAAAACGACAUCAGGAACUCUCCCAUCCCUGGGCCCUCAGGAGGGAGAGAGGAACUGCUGCUUGUCUCACUCGGUAACCCGGUAUCACCGCUGCUCACCUUCUCCAUCGUGCAUGUCCCCAGCCACAUGGGAAGUAAAAGCUGAGAAGGAAGGGCAGAUGGGAGAAGCCAAUGAGAACUUCUCGAUCCUUUUCCUCUCGUUGGGGAGAUUAAAAAUAGGAAUCCAUUAAUGAUUGCUUUGCUGACUGAGAAUGUAGUCGAAAUUACUCCUAAACAUCUUUAUUACUAUCUCAGUAGUAAGAUCACACUGAAUUCUUCCGUACACAGACGUGCUUCGUAGUCAGUGUGUAGCAAUGACAGCCCCCGUUGCUGCUCCGGUCAGAGGUGGCUGGUGGCGAGGUGGGACUCUGUCUCCUGCGCUAGCGAAGGAGCUUCAUGAAGGAGAGUCUGGCACUUGGCACCACUUCACCUUGCACCCGAAGGCUUUGGCCGGCCGCGGGUGGGUUGGAGACUCCAGCAUGAAAUGCCCUCCUCUCGGUAGGCGUUUGAGCUGUCGUGGGUGAUGUGGGGCAUCACAGCACUCUGCUGGACAAGCAAGUUAACUGCUACGGGGUUUUAAAUUAA